This is a messenger RNA of Nilaparvata lugens (brown planthopper), 841 nucleotides long. Its product is annotated as mediator of RNA polymerase II transcription subunit 15. The coding region runs from base 138 to 707 and encodes 189 amino acids. The record is from RefSeq and is a predicted model, not a curated record. The transcript has 3 exons. NCBI's taxonomy places the organism in Eukaryota, Metazoa, Arthropoda, Insecta, Hemiptera, Delphacidae.
GAGCACGGAAUAUUAAUUGAGCAAAGAAUUGUUCAUGCUUGAACUGACAAACUUUUGCUUCUUCCACCUACUCUCUCAUAUAAAACAGUUUCAGAUUUCUUUUCCGGUCACACACCAAAAUAUCUCAUCCAAUCGACAUGACUUCGUUGGCGAUUCUAAUUACUUUGGCAAGCAGUUUCCUGCUACAACAGGGAUGCAACGGUCAAGCAGCUGAGAGACAGUACUUUGGAAGCAGAGGAGCAAUCCAGCCCCAAACUCAGCCGCAACCCAAACCCCAGCCCGCCUCAGUUUCCGAGGACCAACAGGAAGAUCAGAAUCAGGUUAGAUCACGACUUCAGCAAGAACAGCAGAACUUCUUGGCGUUCGUUCAGCAGCAGGGUUUGUUGAGACAGACUGCGCCAGCCUAUCCUUAUGUACUUGGUGACGCAACACCUCGAUCAAGUCCCGAAUAUCAGCUGGCACAGCUGCAGUAUCAACAGCAGAUUCUGCAGCAGCAGCAGAAAGUACUGCAGCUUCAGUUACAACAGCAGCGACUGCAGACUGGGCAGCCGGACAGAGCGACUGCAGUCGCGCAGCCACAGCCGUAUCAAGCGCAGCCACUGCAGAAGUCCCCACCGGCCACUCUGUUAGGUGUCGCUUUCUCGCCGGCUACUUCAGUCGCUCACACCAGCUUCUACGGAAAUGGCAUCAACUAUCAGUAUCGCUGAACAAAAUAAAAGUAUAAAAUUAUCUUUAUUGUGAAAUGAAAAUAUCAAUUUCAAACAAUUUUGUAAAAUGAAAAUGUUGGGUGGAAAUAAAAAUAUGUUUGUAGAGAAAACUACAGUAUUUCACUUCUCUAUAA